This is a messenger RNA of Raphanus sativus (radish), 1985 nucleotides long. Its product is annotated as mitochondrial Rho GTPase 3-like. The record is from RefSeq and is a predicted model, not a curated record. NCBI's taxonomy places the organism in Eukaryota, Viridiplantae, Streptophyta, Magnoliopsida, Brassicales, Brassicaceae. The coding region runs from base 1 to 1893 and encodes 630 amino acids. Gene Ontology annotation, molecular function: calcium ion binding; GTP binding; GTPase activity. The transcript has 9 exons. Gene Ontology annotation, cellular component: mitochondrial outer membrane. Gene Ontology annotation, biological process: mitochondrion organization.
AUGAGUGGUUUUGGUAUGGGAGACAGUCCUAGCUCGAAAAGACCGGUAAGAAUCGUUGUGGUUGGUGAGAAAGGAACUAGGAAAUCAAGUUUGAUCAUGGCUGCAGUAACUGGUCAUCGUUACCAUCCUGAUCCUAACAUCCCUCCUCUGUUGCCUUAUGUCAAUUUACCUUCUGAAAAAUGCUCUGGAGAUGUUCCCGUUACCCUUAUCGACACUUCUUCAAGACCGGAAGAUAUGGGAGAGGUAGUUAAGGAAGUCAAGGAAGCAGAUGCAAUAGUUCUGACGUUUGCAAUGGAUAGACAAGAGACCUUGGACUGUUUGAGUGAAUAUUGGCUUCCUAUGUUUCGACAAUUAGAGGUGAGAGUACCUAUCUUAGUAGCAGGUUAUAGGGUUAUCAAAAAGGAACAUAACCCAAUCAGCAUUGAAGAAAUAAUGUCACCUAUAAGACAACAAUAUCGAGAAAUCGAGAUAUGCAUCGAGUGGUCUUCUCAGAGGCUACACGAUGCUCAAGUGGUUUUUGUGCAAGCACAAAUAGCAGCUAUGUACCCAAUAGGACCAGUGUACGAUCAAGUAACCGAUUCAUUGAAGCCUCGCUGUGUUGCUGCAUUAAAACGUAUAUUUGAAAUACAUGCCCGUGACAAUGAUUACAUUCUCAACGACGAUGGGUUGGACGAUAUUAAUGUUCGUUGCUUCGGUAUACCAUUGAUGCCUUCUCAUAGUAGAGGAUUAAUAAAAUUUGUUCAAGAGCGGUGUCCACUACGAGUCAAAGAAAACGGACUCACAGUAGAUGGCUUCUUGGUUCUAAUCACAAAGAUCAUCAAACAAGGAAAACUCAAAACAUUAUGGACUAUGCUUAGGACAUUUGGAUAUAACAAUGAUUUAAGACUUGUAGAUGAGAUGAUUCCUUAUUCAUCAUUCAAACGCAUGCCUGAUCAGAGUAUUGAGCUGACAGAUGAAGCCAUUGGAUCCUUAAGGGUAGCCUAUCACCGUUUUGAUAACUUGGUACCUCGAAUGAUGGAAUCUCUCUUUGAAACUGCACCUGAAAGUCCUUGGAAUGAAGCUCCUUAUAAGGAUGCUGCAGAGAAAACUAGUAAUGGAGGGUUAUCACUUGAAGCUUUUCUCUCACUGUGGUCAUUGAUGACACUACUAGAUCCAGCUAGGAGUCUUGAAUAUUUCAUUUACAUUUGUCACCCUGAUGAUCCAUCUUUAGCAGUUCAUGUUACUAGGAGAAGAGAGCUAGACCGCAAGGAGAAAAACUCUGAAAGAAAAGUUAUUCAGUGUUUUGUCUUUGGACCCAAGAAUGCUGGAAAAUCUGCAAUGCUCAAUGUAUUUAUUGGAAGGCCAUAUGAUGAUGACAACAGAAAUGGAUUUGGUGAGGAACGUUAUGCUGUUAAUAUGGUUGGCAACUCUAGUGUAAGUGGAGGUACAAAGAAAACUAUGGUGAUGAAGGAAAUUCAAUAUCAAGAAGAUGGAUUACUAUUAUCAGAUGAAGCAUUGGCUUCCUGUGAUGUAGCAGUCUUUGUUUAUGAUUCUUCUGAUGAGUCUUCCUGGAAGAGAGCUAUUGGUUUGCUUGCUGAGGUUGCAACCACUAGUGAAGACUCCGGUUUCGAGUUUCCUUGCCUAAUGGUUGCAGCUAAAACUGAUCUUGAUUCAUUCCCAAUGGCAAUUCAAGAAUCCACUAUGGCUGCACUAGAUAUAGGAAUUGAAGCUCCAAUACCAAUCAGUUCCAAACUUGGAUAUUUCGAUAACUUGUUUCGAAAGAUACUUACCGCGGCUGAGCAUCCUCACUUGUGUAUUCCAAAGAUUGAGUCAAAGAAGAAAAGGAGGACCCUUGAGCUAAUCAACUCUUGGAUUCCAGAAUUUUUGGUCAAAUGCUUCUGUAUUGAAUCAUAGUAUGUGUGGAUUCACAGUUGGGACAGCUGCUAACGAAAGAUUAAAACCUGCAGAUUCUAUUGUAUUGGAGAGAUUGUGUUUUAAGUUAUUUG